CAGGAAAUUAUAUGCUUUUAUUGAGGCUGGCUUUGCCUUCUACUGUACUGUCGAAGGAGGACACGUUUGACAACAACAUGGAUGAUUAAACAUAACUGACAAUUCAACAUAGGCUCGUAUACAGCAAUCUGCGAUCAUGACAAAUGUGUACUCUUUUGAUGGCAUCCUGGUGUUCGGGCUGCUCUUCAUCUGCACGUGUGCAUACCUCAAGAAAGUUCCCCGUCUCAACAGCUGGCUGCUGUCAGAGAAGAGAGGACUGUGGGGAGUGUUUUAUAAAGCCGCGGUGAUUGGAACCAGGCUCCACAUUGCCGUAGCGGUGUCCUGCAUGUCCAUGGCCUUCUACCUGGUCUUUUUAAAGUGACAAGUUUACUGGCUGGGAGGGUGUAGGACUGGCCUGAACUGGGCUUGACUGCUAAACCUUAAGAGACAUCGUUUGGACAAUGUAUGCAGUAACCCUCAAAGACCCUUUCUGAAACACAAGCAAAUACUGCCCCCUUCUGGUGUGUGAAUCAUUCUACCCCUCACCUCGCACCUAACGUCUCUGCAGACCACACCAUGUCAGUGGAUUCAGACGAGCUGCACAGUUAUGAUGGAGGGGAGGAAAACCAGACCGGGGUUGAAAUACUGCUGAAAUGGUUUAAGUGUGUUUGAAUCAGCUCCCCUAAUGCUCCAGCUCAGAAGCCUGUGCACUUCUUUUGGGAUAUUAUGUGCUGCGGGAGCUAAAUCAAACAUACCUCAUCACAUUUGAGAUGUUUUGAGCCAGUCUGGGUAGGGCUCUUCGGUGGUGGGUUAAUUUGUCAUUAUUGUCUGUUAAAUUUGUAUCGUCCCCCUCAUCUAUGAAUAAUACUGUCCAGAUAUGAGACUUGCUGAAGAAUGUUCAGGUACAGGAUGCAGAUGGGGGAGCUCCUUCAUGUUUAUUUACUAUAGAGACGCUGUGUACGCGGACCAGAUGUUCUACAUACGUUUCUUUCAUGGCACAACAGAGAGAAUUACACCACAUCUUGCAAGCCAAGUGUGAGUUGUUUUGUUUGAAUACCCUAUUCUAUGUCCUGAUAAUCUUCCUUAGUAGAGAGAAAUAAAAUAAAGAGCCAAGUUAAUAUAUGUACCUGUUGUUACUAUUAACAAUUUCUAAAUUUCUUGUGAUAAGUUGCUGCAUAAAGUCAGUUUUGUAUUAAAUGUUUCAUCCUCUCAAAAAUUGGUUUAACUAACCAAUCUGGCCUUGUAUAUCAAACCAUAUAACAAAUGUUGCCCUUGUUGUUUAGAUUCAAAGGUUUAAUGACCAUUCAAGACCAUUUAUAACAACGGAGCUGUACAUUGUUGUUACAUUUAGAGAAGCCUGUCUUAUGAAUGAAAGUAAAUAAACUGUAUGACUGUA
This is a messenger RNA of Hypomesus transpacificus, 1375 nucleotides long. It is a transcript of the gene tmem167b, whose product is annotated as transmembrane protein 167B. The transcript is spliced from 3 exons. Lineage: Eukaryota; Metazoa; Chordata; Actinopteri; Osmeriformes; Osmeridae. Bases 137 to 361 code for a protein of 74 amino acids. The record is from RefSeq and is a predicted model, not a curated record.